UUUCUCUUCCUCAAAAGUUUUCUAUUUUUUUUUUCUUUUUCAUUAAUUUCUUCCGCAAAAUGGAAAACGACAAUGUCGUUUUUAGAAACGGAAACCCCGUUCUCGUCGCUCAGCCUCUCACCGUCGUCCGCGCCCGAACCAGCACCGGCGGCGGCGCUCGUGUUCUUGCAACGCCGCCGAAUCAAAACCCUAACUCCGACGAGUCUGAUGCAUGCAAAGCUUCGAUCAUCAAAGUCAAAGACGAACCGCGCGAAUUUGAAGAUGAGGCAAAAUCUGUCACCGUCGCUUUUCAACCUCCGGCGGCGGAGACGGUGGUGGAGUGUAAGACGGAAUCUGAUGAACGACGUUCGAUGCUUGCGUUCGAUGAUUUUUUGAAAGCUACGAACACGAAAGUUGCUUCUGUUGAUGAAUCGUUGAAAUCAAUGGAAGCUGAAUCAACGAUUCAAAUGAAGGUAGAAAGUUCUGAUGUUGAUGUAGUUUUUGAGACGCAAGAAUCGGUGAAAUCAAUGGAAGAAGUUCCUAAUCUCAAUGUGGUUUGCGAUACACAAGAAUCGGUUAUGGCUGAACCGGUUAAGGUUGAACCGGUUAAGGUUGGACCGGUUAAACAACCAACAUUGGCUGAACCGGUUUGUGCAGAGAAGAAAACCGUUUGUGAUGAUGAAGUGGAAGUGUUGAAGGUGGUGAAGGGGAAAGAAGCUGUGAGUGAUGAAGUUAGGGUUUUGAAGGUGGUGAAGAAGGAGGUAGUUGAAGAGAAGAAGAUCCAGAUUCCGAAUCUUGAGGAUGGUGAGUUUCCUGUUGAGCCUGGGUGGUCAUUGUUGGGAAGGAAGAUUGAGAUUGCUACUUCUACUGCUAAAGGAGUGAGAAGAUUGGUGGAUAAUGAGAUUAUUUAUUUUGAUUUUCCGAAUCCGCAUACGUCGUAUAAGUUUCAAUGGAUCGUUCGUGUCUCCACAAAGCGUUCUGGAGUGGUUGGGAGGCUGCCAAUGGAAUGGGCUAAAUCUGUGAUUCCCCUUGUGCAAUCUGGAAAUGUUAAGGUUCGAGGACGAUGCAUUGCUACACCGUAUAAGCUUGAAAUGAUGCAGGAAAUAAUGUUGUUAGUGAGUUUUUAUGUUCAUCACUCUGUAUUUUCCGAGUCUGUUGAUACCUCUUGGAGACUAGAGGCUUGUGGUAAUGUUAACUCUGCUGCAUAUCCACUGCUUACACUGUUAAAUAUGCUAGAGAUUGAGCCAUAUAGGAAGGCUGAUUUCACCCCUGAGGAAAUGAAGGCUCGAAAGCGGGUGCUUAAACUUGACUCAGAUGAAGUUUCAGUAAUUCCUGUCAAUAAGCGAAGAAAAGGUGUCAGUGAGCCACUUCCAGCAACAACUGAGGAUGAACAAGCACUUUCGGAGUCAGCUUUGAACAAACUUGUUGGAGCUGCAGAAGUCUUUGACCUGGAGGAGAAGGAAGCCCCAAAGACACUGAUGUGUAGUCUAAAGCCUUACCAGAGUCAAGCUCUGUAUUGGAUGACAAAAAUUGAGAAGGGAGGUGAUGAUGAAAAUGCUGAGAGAAAUCUACAUCCUUGCUGGUCAGCCUACAAUAUAUGCAAUGGGAGGUCAAUAUACGUCAACAUAUUUACUGGAGAGGCAGCAAAGAAAUUUCCACAAGCAACACAGAUGGCAAGAGGAGGAAUUUUGGCAGAUGCAAUGGGACUUGGAAAGACCGUUAUGACAAUUGCACUGAUUCUUAGUAAUCCAGGCAGGUUGAAGUCAGAAGACAGUGAUGGAGAGAGCGUAUAUGACAAUAUUUUUUCAGCUAAGAGGAGAAAUGUUGACCCAUCGUCUAAUUUAGAAGGUGGCACUUUAAUUGUUUGUCCUAUGGCGUUGUUGGGUCAGUGGAAGGAUGAACUUGAAACGCACUCAAAACCAGGCAGCAUAUCCAUAUUUGUUCAUUAUGGUGGGGGAAGAACCAGUAAUCCUGAUUUGCUGUUAGACUAUGAUGUUGUCUUGACAACUUAUGGUGUCCUAUCAGCUUCUUAUAAAAGUGAAAGAGAGAAUAGCAUCUACCACAGGGUCCAAUGGUACAGAGUGGUACUAGACGAAGCUCAUCAUAUAAAAUCCCAUAAAAGCCAGGUUGCUGAGGCUGCUAUUGCUCUAUCGUCGCACUGCCGCUGGUGUCUAACUGGAACACCACUUCAGAAUAGCUUGGAAGAUCUAUUCAGUCUCUUGUCUUUCUUGCGUGUGCAACCUUGGUGCAGCUGGCAGUGGUGGACUAAGUUGGUUCAAAAGCCCUAUGAGCAGGGUGAUCAAAGAGCCCUAAAAUUGGUCAAGGGAAUUUUGAGGACAUUGAUGUUAAGGAGAACUAAGGAAACAAAGGAUAAAGAAGGAAGGCCUAUACUUGUCCUGCCACCAACUGAUAUUCAAUUGAUUGAGUGUGAGCAGUCAGAAUCUGAACGGGACUUCUAUGAUGCUCUCUUCCUGAGAGCUAAAGUCCAAUUUGAGCAGUAUGUUGCACAAGGAAAGGUUCUUAACCACUAUGCAAAUAUCCUUGACUUACUAAUGCAGUUGAGACGGUGCUGCAACCAUCCGUUUUUGGUCAUGAGUGGAAGUGAUACUGCCAAGUAUGCAGACUUGAGCAGACUUGCAAGAAAAUUCCUCGAGUCUCAUACUGAAUCAUCUGAUAUGUGCUGCGAAAGUGAUGCACCACAAAAUGCAGAAUUGAAUAAACUUGCUAGUAAUUUCCUACAGAAUUCUGCUUCUACUUCAAACCCUAUCCAAUCUCGUGGAUACAUCGAUGAGGUUUUGGGGCAUAUUCAAAAGGGUGAAAGUGUCGAAUGUGCUAUAUGCAUGGAAUCACCAGAUGAUCCUGUUUUUACACCAUGUGCACAUCAGUUUUGCAGAGAAUGCCUAUUCAAUUGUUGGGGUACCUCAAUGGGUGGUAAGUGCCCAAUCUGCCGUCAAAUACUCAAGAAAAAUGAUCUUAUUGUACUUCCAUCGGAAAGCCCGUUCAAGGUUGAUAUUGAGAAUAAUUUGACGGAGUCCUCAAAGGUUUCUAAGCUCUUUGAUUUCUUAGAAAAUAGUCAGAAAUAUUCUGAUGAAAAAAGUAUUGUUUUUAGUCAAUGGACUUCAUUUUUUGAUCUGUUGGAGAAUCCAUUGAGGAGGAGAGGGAUAGGAUUCUUAAGAUUUGAUGGAAAGUUGACUCAGAAGCAGAGAGAAAAAGUUCUGAAAGAAUUUAACGAAACAAAAGAGAAAAGGGUUUUGUUGAUGUCACUAAAAGCUGGUGGUGUAGGCUUGAACUUGACUGCAGCCUCAAAUGUUUUCCUAAUGGAUCCAUGGUGGAAUCCUGCAGUUGAGGAGCAAGCAAUAAUGAGGAUUCAUCGUAUUGGGCAAAAGCGAAGGGUUACUGUAAGAAGAUUCAUUGUGAAGGGAACAGUGGAAGAUCGGUUGCAACAAGUGCAAGCCAAGAAACAGAAGAUGAUAUCUGGUGCUCUCACUGAUGAUGAAGUUCGAACUUCCAGGAUUCAAGACCUCAAAAUGCUUUUCUCAUGAAGCUGAUCUAUCAUUUAGUAUUUUUUUUCUUAAUUUAUUUAAGUCUUAUUGUCUUUUAGAUCUAGAACUAGAAUGAAGCUCACAUUGUAUAGGUGGUAGCAUUCAACUUAAUGGCUUCAUUAUCAUUUUGAGUACUUUUUUAUGUUAUGGUGUGUGAUCCAAAUUCUGGGAAAAAACAAAGCACACAGUUUUGGAAUUUUGGCGGUACUACCGGUUAAAGUAAAAGCGGGUACUUUUGCUUGUUUUUGUAAAUGCAGCCUAUCGUUAAUGAAAGAGUAUGUUUUGGUUUAA
Medicago truncatula (barrel medic) is the source of this 3812-nucleotide messenger RNA. RefSeq names its product DNA repair protein RAD5B. Lineage: Eukaryota; Viridiplantae; Streptophyta; Magnoliopsida; Fabales; Fabaceae. The coding region runs from base 60 to 3521 and encodes 1153 amino acids. Gene Ontology annotation, cellular component: nucleus. The record is from RefSeq and is a predicted model, not a curated record. The transcript is spliced from 18 exons. Gene Ontology annotation, molecular function: ATP binding; ATP-dependent activity, acting on DNA; hydrolase activity, acting on acid anhydrides, in phosphorus-containing anhydrides. Gene Ontology annotation, biological process: DNA repair.